Carcharodon carcharias (great white shark) is the source of this 1349-nucleotide messenger RNA. It is a transcript of the gene rnf114, whose product is annotated as ring finger protein 114. The record is from RefSeq and is a predicted model, not a curated record. The coding region runs from base 236 to 919 and encodes 227 amino acids. Gene Ontology annotation, biological process: protein polyubiquitination; ubiquitin-dependent protein catabolic process. NCBI's taxonomy places the organism in Eukaryota, Metazoa, Chordata, Chondrichthyes, Lamniformes, Lamnidae. Gene Ontology annotation, molecular function: ubiquitin protein ligase activity. The transcript is spliced from 6 exons.
CACAAAGAGGAAGCUGGGAAGUUCCCCUGCAAGUUUAGAUUGAAUAAAUAUUGCACCGGGAGUGUUUACGUCUCCAAAGGCGAUAUAAGCAGACGUGGACUAAACGAGAGGCGAUGCUGCCUCCUUUCGGCUGGUUAAUUCUUACUCUACCAUAUUGGUACUUUCCUUUUCUCUGUUCAGGGUCUCCGCCUCCAUUUGACGUUAUCCAUUUGCGGAAAAAGACACAACAGUAGAAAUGGCGAUGAACUACAAAGAGGACGCGUCACGUCGUAAAGAAACAUCUGGAGAUGACAAAGAAGCUUUAACUUGCCCUGUUUGCCUCGAAAUUUAUGAAAAUCCCAUGCGAGUCGAAUGCAAUCAUGUAUUUUGCAACAAUUGCCUGUUCGCGUUACAGAAGCCAAAAAAGCCAAUUUGUGCAGUGUGUCGUUCUCCUCUGAAAGGUCCAACUAGAGCUAUUGAAAUUGAGAGGAAAUUAGAAGUAACUCCAGCAAGCUGCAGUGGUUGUGGAACUCAGGUUUAUAUGAAAAAGUUGCGUUCCCAUAAUGCAACAUGUGCAAAAUACCAAGAGUUUAUUUCUGAAGGUGUGAAAGCAUCCAUGAAGGAUCAGCAUCCCAGCCUUAGUGUCCCCAAUCGCUUUACUUUUACCUGUCCUUUCUGCAAUGCAAGGAACUUGGACCAAGAUGGCCUGGUGGAACAUUGCAUUACAAGCCAUACAGGAGAAUAUGGAAGAAUGGUUUGCCCAAUUUGUUCCUCCAUGCCAUGGGGCGACCCAAACUUCAGAAGUGCAGACUUGAUACAACAUUUGAAAAUUCGUCAUAAGUUUUCGUAUGAUACUUUUGUGGAUUAUAGUGUGGAUGAGGAUGAAAUGUUGCAGGAAGCCAUUGAACUUUCUCUGCAGGACAGAAAUAUGAGAUUGUAGACUAAGUACCUGCUUUUCUCUCAAACAGCAAAUCAGAAGCCCCAUCCUAUGAUUACCGCUAUGUAGCGGUUUAGUAUGUCCAUAAAUCUAUCUUGUGCACUUUUGAUUCUUUAGUUAAACCACUUGUAAUGAGGAUGAUAAUACAACACCUUCUGUCGCAGAUCUACUCUUAUUAUGAGAAUGAUACUCCACGAUGCAAUUAGGUUAGGUAACAGUAAAGCAUACUAAAAACCAUAUUGAGGUUGCAUUUUAUCAAAUAGGAUCUCUUCAGUCUGAGGAUUAUUAUGGCACUUUAAUCAUGUUUAAAAAUUGAUAUAUUUGCUUUUUGAUUAAAAUCCAGUUAUACUGCCCCGUAAUACUGCCCUGCAAUGUAAUUUGUUUCCUGUUAGCUUUUGGAAAGAUUAAUAAAACAAUAAUUGGAUUACGGGUA